Messenger RNA from Letharia lupina, 2142 nucleotides. RefSeq lists its product as uncharacterized. Gene Ontology annotation, biological process: regulation of transcription by RNA polymerase II. Gene Ontology annotation, molecular function: RNA polymerase II cis-regulatory region sequence-specific DNA binding; DNA-binding transcription factor activity, RNA polymerase II-specific. The transcript has a single exon. The coding region runs from base 1 to 2142 and encodes 713 amino acids. The record is from RefSeq and is a predicted model, not a curated record. NCBI's taxonomy places the organism in Eukaryota, Fungi, Ascomycota, Lecanoromycetes, Lecanorales, Parmeliaceae.
AUGGCGUCGACGCGCCGCCCUGAGAUUUACCAGGAUCCCAGCUCCGCUUCCGACAAUGUAGUCUCGGCAUCACAACCCUCUUAUGAUCUGAUGAGCUCAGUGUUCUCUGAUGAAAAAUUGCACAUCGGCCUUCCCUUUAGCCGAAAUAUUGUCUUCAAUCCUCCCAUAUCAAGGGCAAGUGGACGCUCCCCACUCAAACCGGUCCGGCAGCAGAGCUCCUCUCCACCAAAAGCCUUGUACGACAACCAGGCGAACAUCUCGCUACCGCCUCCACAAGCCCCUGUCUUCACCACAGACUCUCCGCUAAAGAGGCCAACCUCUUCGGCCUUCCACCCGAUCGUGCACCUUAAGCCCUUGAAGCCUAUAUUUACCACAUUUCAAAGCAACGCAUCUGCGGACAAAGAAAAUUUCACCCCUACAUAUCACAGCGACAAUGUUGCAGAGUUUCCGGAUCCUUCCUAUGGUUACAAAGCUCCUUUGAAGAGAAUAUUGAGCAAUGCCGCUCCACUGCAUGAUAGACAGGCGAAGAAAAACCGUUCUGAUGAAUUGUCGGCGCCCGAGAUCCCCGAACCUCAAAACAUGCCGUUGAUCGAGGAUGACGGAAGAAAGCCACAGUACAGUUACGCAGCACUUAUAGGAAUGUCGAUACUUCGCGCUCCAGGACGUCGAUUAACCCUAGCUCAGAUAUACAAGUGGAUUUCCGACUCUUUCGCCUACUACCGUGCGUCGCAAACAGGCUGGCAGAAUAGCAUCCGCCACAAUCUGAGUCUCAACAAGGCCUUCAUCAAGCAAGAGAGACCUAAAGAUGACCCGGGAAAGGGGAAUUACUGGGCGAUAGAACCGGGAAUGGAGACUCAAUUUAUCAAAGACAAAGCCUCUCGUCGCCCAACGUCUUCCUCCGGAACGAUAUUGAAGAGCUCGUCACUACUAUCAAGCGAAGCAAGUAUCUGGUCUAGUCAACCUCAGCCUCCUUCGAGGGAAGUCGGACGUGUGACUGAAGCCACUGAACCGUCGUCCGAUGCCACGAUACCCGCGUCAGAUGCGCCAUCUCAAGAAGACGAAAUCGAAGAGAUCCUGAACAUGCCACCUCCUGCCUCACGUCUCCCGCUAUCACCUCCACUCCAGCCUAUUCACUCAUCGCCGCCGCUCCCCCGUCCGUUAUUGCCGCGUGAAGACACGCCGUCUCCCGUAGCUGGUUUUCCUCUGCCAUCGAGCAAUUCUAGAUCACGAAGGGGCAAAUUGGCUGCGAUGGACGAUAGCGGUUAUUUUUCUUCCUUGGACUCUUCGGCAACGCGGCCCUUUGCAAACCCUAUGCUCCCCAGCCUUACCGCUGAUAGACCGAGAAUCAAGCGGGGGCGAGCCGAAGAAGAGAUCGCGCGAAUCCGCUCUUCAUCACAUGACGUUAGUCCAAGUAAGGGCCGCGCGGCGGUGAAGCAGUCGCGGCCACCGGUCUCGUCCUCUCCGCUGCGCCAUUUUGAUAGCUCGUUGAUGCUUCCACCCCUGACACCAGCAGUGAGAUUCAAACUUCCGGCAAAGCCACCAGCUUCCAUUUCGCCCAACACAAACCUCAGGAAUCAUCGCAACAAGAUAAGGGAACUGGUCGGCUCCCCUGUGAAGAACACGAGUCUUUUCAACGAGGGGGUGUCUUUCAGUCCAGCCUUCAACAUCGUUGAUGAGGAACACUACUUGUUCAACGACGACUUCGACACAAGCUUCAACAUUUUUAGAGACGAUGAACAUGAUUACCGUCGGCGCUCUUCCUCGUCUCCUGCAAGACGAUCAGUACGGCGCCCGCGCACUGAGCGUGCAAGCAGGACGGCUACCGUUCUUGCCGACGUUACUGGGACGACUCUGAACAGCAAAGGACUGUUAUCGAAUGCGAAGGCCCAUGCUUUGGAGUCGCCCCUGGCGCAGAAGUCCAGCCAAAACCCGCUUGUUUGGGAAAGCAAACUCGAUGAUGUCUCAAAAGAGGAGUUGUUUGGUCUCGAGUACGACGAUGAGGAGCCCGACGAUUUCGGUGGCGUGGACAUCUUGCAAGGAUUUCAGAAGAUCGGAGGGAAUCAGCAUACCGGUUCCACUGCUCAGAGAGUGUCCAGGCCAAAUUUGGGGGCUCGAAUUCACACCGGCCCCUCGCGCUUCUAG